Molecule: messenger RNA, 1347 nt
Organism: Fonsecaea pedrosoi CBS 271.37
Lineage: Eukaryota; Fungi; Ascomycota; Eurotiomycetes; Chaetothyriales; Herpotrichiellaceae
Exons: 1
Coding region: 1-1347 (448 amino acids)
Molecular function (GO): peroxiredoxin activity
Source: RefSeq, a predicted model, not a curated record
AUGUCUCCAUCUAUCGAAAGCCCCAACGGAGACAAUGGCGCCGUCAAUGGCACUCAUAUCGAGAAAGACAAGAUUUCAGCAACUCCUACAAAUAACUCUUCUGUCGAGGCAGCACCAGCCUCCGUCUCGGCCAAAGAGUUGAUCGGAUACCACGAAGCUUCGCGGUUCGCCGGCGAGUAUCUGGCAGGCAAGGUCCGUCGCACCAUCGAGCAGUGCCCGGGGCUUGGACGACAUAUCCUCGACGUUGGCUUCGGGACAGCGCUGGCCCAGACCAGCCUGAGCUACCGCGAAUGGGCCCUGGUCAGUAUCGCCACGCUGACGGCGCUGGGCGACGUCGACGAUCAGCUCAAGGUGUACGUCACGGGGGCGCUGACCCACGGCGCCACGAUUGAGGAGAUCCAAGACAUUUUCCGGCACGCCAACUCGUUCGCCGGCGCUCCCAGGUCGGUCAAUGCCGUCCGCCAUACCCACGACCUCUUGUCGCAAUGGCAGUCGGGGUCUGAGCCGCGACAGUUGCCACUACCAAAAGGAUACACCGAGUCGAUCGUUUUACUCGGCGACCACGAGACCAUGGUCCGCGACACCGGCGGUUCGGGGAUCCCCAUUGUGCUCAUCCACGCCCUCAGCAUGGACGGACGAAUGUGGCGACAAGUUCUACCACUUCUCGCUGCCUCGGGCACCCGUGUCAUUGCCUACGAUCUGCGCGGCCACGGAUACGCGCGCGGGGCACCCCUCACCCGCGAUCUCGAGCAUCUGUGCGCCGACCUGGCCCUGCUUCUGGACCGGCUGGGCGUCGAGCGAGCCGACGUCUACGGGGCCUCGUACGGCGGCGCAGUGGCGCAGUACUUUGCGCUCGACAACCCGCAACGCACGCGGUCUCUAGCGGCCAUCGCAACGGCGGGGAAAGCGACGGCCGUGCUGGCGACGCGCGCGACGCGCGCAGAGGAGCACGGCAUGGACUCGCUGGUGGCCGAGUCGGUGAUACGGUGGUUCCUGCCCGAGACCAUCGCGCAGGACACAUGGUGCGUGCGGUACGCCCGCGGGUGUGUGCGUCGGGCGCGCGUCGAGGACUGGGCCGCCGCGUGGCGAGCCAUGGCCCGACUCGACUGUCUGGAGCGGCUGCCAUCUCUCAAGACGAUGCCCGUGCUGUCGCUGGCCGGCAAGCAGGACCUCUCGGCCACGCCGCCCAUGAUGAAGGCCAUCGCCGACGCGUGCACCGGCAACCCCAACGUCGAAUACCACGAGAUCGACCCGGGCACGCACAUGAUGGCCAUGGAGAUGCCAAACCCCGUGGCCGAGAAGCUGGUCGCGUUCCGCAAAAGGGUUGAUGGGUUGGUACACAAGUAG